GUACUACCGGUAUCGUAGCUAGCCCUUUUAAGCCCCAUCACUAAUAGUCACACUCUCUCAGCAAAUAUCCCUUCCUUACUUACUUCCUUCCUUACUCCCUUGCAAUGGGGAAUCUGGGCCGCCAGACCUGGACGUUAUGGAAGAAGAAUGUCCGAAUAGUACUUCUACGCCAUUUUUUCUCCGCAUUUUUUCGCGCUACCCUGCUACCCGUCAUCUUCAUUGGCUUCAUCUCGUUUGCGAGGAACCUGUUUGUUCCGCCCGCAACUUAUGGUAUCGGCACACCAGCACAUGUCAAGGACCUGCAGAGGGAGUUACUUGCCCACUCGGAUAAGAAAUUGGCUUUUGUCCACAACAAUCUCGGAUCGGAGGUUAGGGACUUGAUUGAUGGGAUCGCGAAUCCCUUGACGGCCGCGGGAAUAGAGGUGGUCAUAUUGGAGAGGAAUGAGGAUUUGCGGGUCGAGUGCAAGCAAACCCUGAGGGGGAGCUCGCCUUGCUUUUCCGCCGCCGUUUUCGACGAUAGUCCUGCUAGUUCGGACAAUGGUGUUUGGAAUUACACACUCAGGGCCGACAGUUCCAUACGUGGUGGUAGGGUCAAUGUUAAAGAUCACGACAACGACGUUCAGACGUAAGAUUACUAUUUGUCCCCCCACUGAUGAUGGUGGCUUCUUCUUCCACCAGAGGUUAAUCUUGGGUUAGGUUCUUGAUGCCCUUGCAGUUCGCUAUCGAUAGGGCUAUUGCCAACCGGGCUAGUCGGGGAAGCGGGGAUGUUGUCGUCGAUGAAUACAUGUAUACCUCUUUGUCAGAAAAAGAGCGUGAGGACAAGAUCCGUAGAGAGUAAGGCGUUAUCGAGACCUGUCAUGUUACAAUUCUAAUUCUAUCGUGCAGCUACAUGACCGCUAUCACGGAAUAUAUUGGUAUCGCUGUCUUCCUUGGCCAUGUGGGUAUAAUCUACCAUCAAACCGGUUUCCAAGCUCUGGAGCGCGAACGCGGAAUAUCCUCCCUUCUCGAGUCCAUGGGCGUGUCCAAAUGCGCGAGAAUCUUGGCUUAUUUUCUCUCCUUCUCUUGGGUAUACUUUCCCGGAUGGGUUCUCAUGGGUCUUACGAUGGCUCGCGGAGUCUUCGCUACGACGAACGCUGCUAUAAUUUUAAUCUGGUUCAUCCUAACUGGGUUUUCCUGUGCCUCCUUCUCGAUCUUUGCCUCCUCGUUUUUUAAGAGGACACAGCUCUCAGGAAUAUCCACCACCUUGGUUAGCAUUUUCAUCGGCAUUGUCGCCCAGGUAUGCCACAAAUCUUCGUCUGGUGCUGUCGUUAUUCUCAGUCUGCUCUGCCCUUCAUCCAACUUUGUUUUGAUGGCAAUCAUCUUCGGUCGCUUCGAGAAGAAUGAGCAAGCUGCUUCGCUCACCAGGUCCCCGCCCGACCAACCGUCGACUGUUCCAGCUAUUGUUCUGUUUGUUUUCCUCAUUGUUCAGAUCAUCGGGUUCGCUCUCGGUGCUGCUUACGUCGAGAAAUGGCUUUACGGGACCGAAUCAGCUGGACACAGGAGUUCCAAUCCAGCUUUAAUCGCCCCCGGAAAUGCCGUCGAGCUUCGGGGUUUCACCAAGAGGUAUAAGCCAAGUAUUUUGGGCAACCUGCUUGCGGCCGGGAAGAAAGAGACCGUUACAGCUGUGAACAAGCUUAAUCUCGAUAUCCGUCAGGGGCAGGUCCUUGUCCUUCUCGGUGCCAAUGGAUCCGGAAAGACAACCACCCUCGAGGCCAUCGCCGGACUGGCCGCUGUCGACGAAGGUGAAAUCCGAAUCAAUACUGGGAAAACGGGCGGCAUAGGAGUCUGUCCGCAGAAGAACGUGUUUUGGGAUGAGUUGACAGUCGAGGAGCACAUCGGGAUCUGGAACAAACUCAAGUGUGAAGGAGACAGCAAGGAAACUCUCCGUCAGCUUCUCCGUGACUGCGAUCUGUUGAUAAAGAAAAAGGCCAAGUCGAGUACUCUCUCCGGUGGACAAAAGCGAAAACUUCAACUCGCAAUCAUGUUUACCGGUGGCAGCAAUGUCUGUGCUAUUGAUGAGGUUUCGAGCGGAUUGGACCCCCUUAGCCGGCGCAAGAUCUGGGAUAUCAUCCUUGCCGCCAGAGGAGAACGCACUAUCAUUCUAACAACUCACUUCUUGGAUGAGGCUGACCUACUGGCUGACCAUAUCGCAAUAUUGUCCAAAGGCACGCUCAAGUGCGAGGGAUCUGCUGUAGCAUUGAAGUCCCAAAUGGGUGGCGGUUACAGAGUUCACGUUCCCCGCGAUUCUCCGGAAGUCUCGGGUGUUUCGACCAAGCGACUUUACGACCAAACCGUCUACAAUAUUCCCGAUUCUGCGUCGGCUGGUGAGUUGGUUGACAAGCUAGAGGUGCUUGGAGUUACCGAGUACCAUGUAUCGGGGCCAACCAUCGAAGAUGUAUUCCUCAAGGUUGCCGAGGAGACGGCGGAUAUUCAAGAUCAGCAGCUCAGGCAAUCGCCGAGCACCGAGGCAGCGGAUAAGGAAUCUGAGGAUGUUAAUCUUUAUACUGGCGAGAGGCUUGGGAUAUUCAAACAGACUUGGGUCAUGUUCCGAAAGCGUCUCGUCAUCUUCAAAAGGAACUAUUUCCCGAUCGUCGCCGCUAUCAUCAUCCCCAUUAUUGCUGCCGGCUUGACCAUGAUCUUCCUAAGGGACUAUGAUAAGGCUUCGUGCUCCAAUUCAGAUCAGACCAGCACCGCCGAUGUGGAGCAUCUAACUUUCAACACCAAAUUCAACGUCACACUUGGACCCCAGACCAACUUCUCCACCCAGGUUCUGGAAACUUUGGCCUCCGUUAUGCUCCCCGCCGGCGAUGGCGGCGGCACGCAAAAUGAGACUUUGAUGCAAAGCUUGACCGAUUCGUUGCACUUUGUCGACUCUUUCGAUGAUUUCAAGAAUUACAUUAAGCUCAAUUAUCACAACGUCACCCCUGGCGGGCUCUAUCUCGGAGGGGGGGAUCUUUCAACAAAUGCCACAAUUGCCUUCAGGGGUGAUGGCAAUGUUAGGAAUGCACUUAUCGCCCAGAAUCUAAUCGAUAACCUUCUCCUUGGCCAGAAGAUUGCCACACAAUAUGUCGAGUUCGACUUCUUUUGGCCCGACGGGACAGAGCUUACUUUGCAGUUUGUUGUUUACAUGGGGCUCAUUAUGUCUGCUUUCCCGGCAUUCUUCGCACUCUACCCUACUGUUGAACGAAUUCACAAUGUUCGCGCUUUGCAUUACUCUAACGGCGUGAGGGCUCUCCCGCUGUGGCUUGCCUACACUGCGUUUGACUUUGCUGCUGUAUUGAUCAUUAGUGUCGUCUGCACAAUUAUUUAUGUUGCGGCGACGAACGAUAUUUGGUUCCAUAUUGGAUACGUAUUCCUCGUACUCUUGUUAUAUGGGCUGGCGUCAGUCUUGUUUGCUUACAACGUCUCUCUCGUGGCUAAGAGUCAGUUGAGUGCUUUCGCGAUCGUUGCUGGCGGUCAAGGUAUAGUGUUCGCCCUUGGUUUCGAAAUAAUUGUGACUAAUCCUUGGUUUAGCUGUGUUAUUCCUACUUUAUUUCCUUGCCUUCACGUCUGUUCUCACUUAUGCCCCUGCUUCGGAGGUCGAUGACCAAAUCAAUAUUGUUCACUUUGCGUUCUCACUGCCUCUGCCCAUCGGCAGUUUGGCCCGCACCCUAUUUGUGGCGCUGAAUCUUUUCUCGCUCGCAUGUCGCGGCGAGGAAUGGGCCACGAACCCUGGAGAACUUACUUUAUAUGGAGGUCCAAUCCUUUAUCUCGUUGUGCAGUCGAUCUGUUACUUCCUUCUUCUUCUCUGGUGGGACAGCGGCCGUUUCCGCCUUGGGAUACCAUGGAGGAGAGCAAGUACCACUAAUCCAGACAACGAACACGACGCUGGAGUGGCUGCCGAGAAACAAUAUAUCGAUGCCGAAAUCUCUAGAGUCGGCUCCUCAAACGAUGGCUUACGUGUAGUCAACAUCACCAAAUCCUUCUCACGCAAGAUGGUUGCUGUAGAGAACGUUACCUUUGGAGUUUCUCGUGGUGAGGUUUUCGCCCUCCUCGGGCCCAAUGGUGCCGGUAAAACCACGACAAUCAACAUGAUCCGCGGUGACAUGGCCCCCGACAGUGGAGAAGUCUUUGUGGAAAACAUUCCCGUUACUAGACGUCGCGCAGAGGCAAGAUCUCACCUUGGUGUCUGCCCGCAAUUCGAUGCGAUGGACCGUAUGACGGUCGCUGAGCACCUCCGCUUCUACGCACAAAUUCGUGGUGUCAAAGAUGUCGAGCAUAAUGUCUCCCAGGUCAUCCGUGCCGUCGGUCUCGAGGCUUUCCAAACUCGCAUGGGGGAGAAACUCUCCGGUGGUAACAAGCGUAAGCUCUCCCUCGGUAUUGCCCUCAUGGGAAAUCCAACGGUCCUCCUCCUCGACGAGCCCUCUUCUGGCAUGGAUGCUGCAGCAAAACGUACCAUGUGGAAGACGCUUGCUAGCGUUCAGAAGGGUAGAAGUCUUGUCCUGACGACCCAUUCAAUGGAAGAAGCCGAUGCCCUCGCCUCACGUGCCGGUAUCCUGGCCAAGAAAAUGCUCGCAGUCGGUACCAGCAAUGACCUCCGGACGCGCUGGAGCGACGGGUACUACAUCCACCUCGUCCUCAAGUCCGCGCCCACAAGUACAGAGGCGGAAAUGCACAAUGUGAAGGAUUGGGUACUACGUAGGUUCCGCGGCGCUGUUGUUGAGCAGCGGACUUUCCACGGACAGAUCCGCUACUCAAUACCAAUCUGGCGCGGGGAGGACGGAAACGAGAAUGACAUUACGCCCACUGGAGCCUCACAGCGCGGUGUCACAGGUGUUAAUAGAGUGUUCAAGACACUGGAGGAGGCCAAGGAGGCUUUGGGAUUGCAAUACUAUUCCGUUUCGCAGACUACGCUUGGUAUGUUCCUUCCCCCCUUCUGCUCCCCUAUUCCGCGCUAUUACUAAUGAUGUUGCAGAUCAGGUAUUCCUAACCAUCGUUGGAAACGCCAACGUCGCGGAAGAAGGAUACGAAGUCAAGAAGAAGAAGAAGUGGUUUCGGUUCGGGAAUUAAUCUUGAUUUCCCUCAUUUCCUUUUAUAACCCUUCAUUCCGCACCGAAAGCAUCCCGCUUCUAUUGUUUUCUUAUUGCGCUUUUUUCCUUUUAUUUCCUUUUUUCUUUUGCCUUUUUUACCCUACUCCUGUCCUUCUCUUUGAAUAUGGGUCUUUAUCCGGGGAUUAGUAAUGAGGAAGGUGUUGGUGUAAUCGUGGGGUUCGGUCAGAGUUUAAGACGGGCGGAUUUUUGCCAGCAUAGUAGCGUUAGAAUUACGAGUUUUGUAUUAGUCCUUUUUGUCGCGACCUGGACGUCGAUAUGUGUUGUCCCGCAUUGUAUUGUGCCCUCAAACCCCUCCAUCCCGGAUCUCGAUAAUACGAAUGCCUCGCUGUCCCGUAUGAAAUGCUGUGAAUCCAAAAGUUUUCCACAACAAAACUUGACUCGUUAUUCCGGAUAACCCGUUGUACCUGGCAGGUUCUUCAAAUUUUGGCCAUCCGGAGUGUACAUGUCGAUCUUACUUGACACUGACAGGCCUUCUGUUAGAUAGGAUAAGUGACGGAUAAUGGAAUGUCUUCUUAUCAUAGCGCUCCCCUUGAGCGCAGACCGCAACUACAAGUCAAUUCGUAAUCUUUUCCCCAGCCCAGUAAAGUGCUCAAUCACAUAACUCAAGUUCUGAUAACACAUCCCAUGCCCAAAAUUACCUUUCCUCACUCUUGCGUCACAGCUACGGAUCUUGAAUAUCAUAAG
Messenger RNA from Tuber aestivum (summer truffle), 5813 nucleotides. Lineage: Eukaryota; Fungi; Ascomycota; Pezizomycetes; Pezizales; Tuberaceae. The record is from the annotation of a GenBank genome assembly.